CAUCAAUGCAACUGGAUUCAUCUCUUGAUUGGAUUAUUAAACACAUUCAGUGGAUUUAAAACCAGCUCAACAUUAUGAUACUAAUAAUAAAAUGAAGUAGCUAGACUUAAAGCUAUGUCACAUGAGGACACAUUCUUAUUAUUUUUUAAGAAGAACUUAUUAAAUAUGAUUCCAGUGCGUCUGAUCUCAGCUUUGAUUGUGGCGUGUGGUUGCUCCGUGCUCGCAGAGGCAAUGCACGCAAACUUCACUUUGGAUAAUGACAUCCAGUUCAGCUUCAUGCAGCGGCGGCUGAAGAGCCAGGAGCGCAGGGAGAUGCAGCGGGAGAUCCUCUCCAUCCUCGGGCUGCCGCACCGGCCCCGUCCGCUCCUGCACGAGAGGCACACCGCGGCUCCCAUGUUCAUGCUUGAUCUCUACAAUCGGUUCGUGUACUCGACCCCGGGAGCCCCGAUGGUGACCCAACAGGACAGUCGCUUCCUCAAUGAUGCCGACCUGGUGAUGAGCUUUGUCAAUCUGGUGGACCCAGAUGACGAUCUCUAUCAUCAGCACCGCAGAGAGUUUCGUUUCGACCUCUCCCGAAUACCGGUGGGAGAAACCCUGACUGCUGCGGAGCUUCGUGUCUACAAGGACUUUGUGAACGAGCGCUAUGAAAAUGAAACUUUCCGUGUCAGUGUGUUCGAGGUGCUCCGACAGCAGCCCAAAAGGGAGCUGUACCUGCUAGACUCGCGAGUGUUGUGGGCAGCAGAAGAGGGUUGGCUGGUUUUUGACCUCAAAGUCACCACUAACCACUGGGUUAUAAACCCAGGUCAGAACUUAGGACUGCAGCUAUCUCUGGAAACUGCACACGGUGAACGAAUAAACCCAAGGAGAGCAGGUCUGGUGGGCAGCCGAGGACCUCAGAACAAACAGCCAUUUAUGGUGGCAUUUUUGAAAGCAUCAGGAAUCCAUCUCCGCAGUGUUCGCUCAGCACCAGGAAACAAACAGAGGGGUCACCAGCGCUCUAAAAACCCCAAACCCGCUGUUGCACCCAGCCAGGUGGAUCUGAAGACAGCGGAGGCUGCAGAGGGCGCCAGCGUAGACCCCAAACAAGGCUGCAAGAAGCAUGAACUGUAUGUCAGCUUCAGAGAUCUGGGAUGGCAGGACUGGAUCAUUGCUCCAGAGGGUUACGCGUCAUACUACUGUGAGGGAGAAUGUGUGUUCCCCUUAAACUCUUAUAUGAAUGCCACAAACCAUGCAAUUGUACAGACACUGGUCCAUUUCAUAAACCCAGAAACAGUCCCGAAGCCCUGCUGUGCUCCAACGCAGUUACACGGAAUCUCAGUUUUGUACUUUGAUGACAGUUCCAACGUAAUAUUGAAAAAGUACCGCAACAUGGUCGUCAGAGCCUGCGGGUGCCACUAAUCUGCCCUGGACAAAAUAAGGGAUGCAAAUACUUUUGACUCUCAAGAGCCCAGAGAGGAAAGAGACUCAUAACUGGAGCAAAACGGGACUUGUCGGAGGAGAGUAAAUCCAAAGCAUACAUUCAAUUUAAAACUCAAAACUCCUGGAGCUGUAUGAGGUUGAGCACAGCCGAGUCAAGUGUGUGGUGCUCUGGCUUUCACUCCUGCUCAGAGACACAAGUUUGGAAUAUCAAAGAGGACAUGAGCAGAUAAAAAGAGACAAAACUGUAAGGAAAAACACAGAUUGCUUUAUUGAGAUUUCAUUACAAAAAAAAUUUAUUUAAUAAUGGGAGGAUUUCUGUAUGUAAUUCACAGAAGUAAUUUCUGGAAAAUUCCUGCCGUGACUGAACUUAUCAGAAAGUCUGAGACCACUGCUAAAAAUGCAUCUAUAUUGGAUUUUCUUAUUUCUUUAUUUUUCUAUUAACAACUAAGCAUAUCAAUGGGAGUUAAAUGUUAAGUGAGAAUAAAGGCAUGCAUUUGAUCUUACGUUGUUGAUCUUAUGCGCUUCAGUGGAUAAAUUCAUAGUCUUAAAUAUCUCUUUUUAAAUUUAAAUCAUAAUGUGCCUGUGUUUAAAACUCUGGUUAUUUCCAGGUUUGAGUUGCAGAAUUUCCAUGUGGUUGCAGAUUUUUAGACCCAAUUGUAUAUUGCACAAGAUGUGAAAUAGACAUGCAAAUGAUGGGUGCCUGUUCCAGGAAGUCAAAGCAAUGGUUUUUGAUUUCACUCUGCUACAUUAUUUGUUACACGCCCUCAUUAUAUUGCAUGUUUAAUUUAGCAAAUACCUUCUAGUUAUCUUGUGAGGUCACAUACAUCGGGGGCGUCAAAGCAGCUGUCAUUAAGAUGAAUGGAAAUGAUAACAGGUUUAUUUUAAACAUCCGUGGGUUGAAUACUAUAUACAGUGAAAACAAAAAUAUUUUAUUACAUAUACCCCUGAGUUAGGAAAUUAAGUCAUUAAUAUUAAUAUAUGAUAAGUUUAUUUUGUCAGCUUUUGGAGUACAGUAUAGAUUUCCACCAGGCUAAUAGACAUGAAGUCAAAAAAUUGAAUAUCAGACAUUGUACAGGGUUUUUAGGAUGUUCUUGAUACAAAUGCAUGUGCAUACAGAAAAAUAUAGACUGCACAACAGAAAUAACUACUGUAAUAUCACAUUUUGUGGCUGUUAGUUGUUAUAAGAAUUUUGAAACGAGGUCUGAUAUGUAUUUUGUGACAUAAUAAACUACUGUUCAAACGUU
Molecule: messenger RNA, 2663 nt
Organism: Carassius auratus (goldfish)
Lineage: Eukaryota; Metazoa; Chordata; Actinopteri; Cypriniformes; Cyprinidae
Product: bone morphogenetic protein 7-like
Exons: 7
Coding region: 115-1398 (427 amino acids)
Biological process (GO): BMP signaling pathway
Cellular component (GO): extracellular region
Molecular function (GO): growth factor activity; cytokine activity
Source: RefSeq, a predicted model, not a curated record